AUGGCUCUAAGUUCCUGCUCCCCCUGUAUUUCUCCGCUUCACACGACACCAAAAUUGCAACUGCAGUUGAUGUUUACCUCGCUGUUGUUUUUAAGAAUGGACCUUGUGAAACAUAAUGGUGGCUGUCAUUGUGGAGCUGUUAGGUUUGAAGUUUGGAGCUCUCCACACCUCCAUGUUUUUGAUUGCAACUGCAGUAUUUGUACAAAGAAACAAAACCAUCAUUUCAUUGUCCCCAAGUCCAACUUUACUCUUCUGCAGGGUGGGGAUCAUCUGACCACAUAUACAUUUAACACCCACGCAGCAAAGCACACCUUCUGUAGAGUGUGUGGAGUCCAGAGUUUCUACACCCCACGCUCCAACCCUGAUGGAUAUGGUGUUGCUCCACACUGUCUGGAUCCAGGCACAGUCCAAAGUGUCACAGUAGAGAAAUUUUGGGGGGACAAAUGGGAAGAAAGCAUGAAAGCACACAAGACGAUCAGAGACAUGUCAAAACAGAAGGAGGGCAUCAAACUGGAAGAAUGAAAUAAUUUUACUGUGGCCUAAAAAUAGAAACGGCGUUUUUUUGAUCAGCGUAAAUACAACGCAGAACUUUUUUUUUUAACACAAGAAGAAUGACUGAACAUAAAAAUGAUCUUACAAGGCAAAACUGAUUCAUGUUGUGAGUUUUAGGUCAUUGCUUUUAUUACACUGGUGACCUCAUGUGGACUUCAUGCACGCAGCAUUUCAGCAUUUAAUGUCAGGUGGCCUAUUCUGGUCGGUUGCUAGAUGCAUUGUGACAACAAUGACAGUGUCAAACUUGUCAGGGUUUACUCGCUAUUUCUUGAAAUUAAGUUAUCGUAAAUGAUGUCUACUCCACCAGAAAUGUGUUCCUGUGCAUAUGGUCCAUUAUUACCCUUUCUAUAUAACCAGCUAAUUCGAUUAAAAAAAGAGCUACAAGUG
Messenger RNA from Hippocampus comes (tiger tail seahorse), 939 nucleotides. It is a transcript of the gene cenpv, whose product is annotated as centromere protein V. The coding region runs from base 1 to 522 and encodes 173 amino acids. The record is from RefSeq and is a predicted model, not a curated record. Gene Ontology annotation, molecular function: carbon-sulfur lyase activity. Lineage: Eukaryota; Metazoa; Chordata; Actinopteri; Syngnathiformes; Syngnathidae. The transcript has 7 exons.